Messenger RNA from Eufriesea mexicana, 324 nucleotides. Its product is annotated as dynein light chain 4, axonemal. Gene Ontology annotation, cellular component: dynein complex. The record is from RefSeq and is a predicted model, not a curated record. The transcript is spliced from 2 exons. The coding region runs from base 1 to 324 and encodes 107 amino acids. Gene Ontology annotation, biological process: microtubule-based process. NCBI's taxonomy places the organism in Eukaryota, Metazoa, Arthropoda, Insecta, Hymenoptera, Apidae.
AUGUCUACAGGUGAGGUAAAAAAAACAGAAGAACCUUUAAUAUUUCAUACAUAUCCUUUAUGUAAAUACAGCGACAUGCGGGAAGAAAUGAAACAAGAAGCAAUGGAAAUAUGCGUUACUGCUACGGAAAAAUAUCCCGAUAAUCAUGAACUUGCAGCACGAACUAUUAAAGACAGUUUAGAUAAAAGAUUUGGGGGUUCGUUUCAUGUAGUUAUUGGAGAAUCAUACGCUUGUGCAGUUACGUAUCAAACAAUGACGUUAUUAUAUAUGUACAAUGCUGGUAAUAUAGCUAUUCUUGUAUGGAGAACAGUUUCAACUUUUUGA